Paramuricea clavata is the source of this 4078-nucleotide messenger RNA. Lineage: Eukaryota; Metazoa; Cnidaria; Anthozoa; Malacalcyonacea; Plexauridae. The record is from the annotation of a GenBank genome assembly.
AUGCUACCAGGAACACCAAAGGUUGUUAAAUGUUCAGUUAGGCAAAGGCUUGAAACUGAUUGUGGUCUUUGCUCGAGAUACCCUUCUAUGAAGGAGUGUUUGCCAAUAUUAGCAUGUAAAAGAGAUAUACAAGUGCAUCUCCGGCGUUUAAACUUAUGUAGACAAGCAGUAGCAUCAGAAGGCGAUCUUAUUCUAUUAAGAUCGGGCAUAUUUGGUAGCAACGGGGAGGGGUUAACAGUAUGUCCACGACACAGAGAGAAUCUUGGUCUUUCCUGGCUCCCAAAACGUGGGUGCGCACACCCUCUUCACGGAUCCUCGAAGGCAAAACCAGAGAGGGGUGUUACAAAGAAAAUGUCAAUGGAAAUUAAUGACAUUUGGGAAAGGUUUGUUUCAGUUGGUUCUGGUAAGUGAUCUUUUCAAUUUUUUGUAAAUUAAUAUAAAUUAUAAUUAUUAAUUUUUCCAGCAUAUAAUUGCACGGGAAAAAUGAAUUCAAAGAAUUGUUGAUAGUUCUCACUAAGUCUAGGAUGGUGCAGCUUGAACGCCAAUAACUCAUAAGGAAGUGAGAGCAUCCAACCUGGUUAUAAUUACAUGAUUGUUAGGACAUGCGAAGUACGAAAAGAAAGAUAGAUUAAAGAAAAAUAUAAAUAGUGUUUAUUUCGGUUACGCUCACAGCAGUCCUUGGGAUUGGCGCUCUAGUGCUACAGAUUCCAACUACUACGUGCCGUAUGCUCUGGAGUCUGGUUGGAUACGUGGUAAAAACGUUUUAUUCGCUUUUUUGUAAUUUUUACUAAAGUCUAAAACAAAAUAAUUAUCUCCCUGUGAACUUCCAGUAGUUUACCAAUAGCAACAAGUGCUCGACAUCUAACUUACAAACACCAGCACGCUUACUAACUGAUAUUUUGUGGUCUAAAGGAUAUAUUUUCAACAGUUUAGGAAUAUAGGUUUCAUAUUCAUAUUCAAGACUGGACCUGUGUCCAUAGGCAUAGACGGAUUUUUAGUGGGGGGGGGAGGUAACUGAUGUCUGCCAAGCAAGCUGCAGUAGGGAUCUGCGACCACAGUCACUAGCAAAUUCAAGCUUAACAAAGCAUUACCAAUAGUUUUACUAUUAAAAGGAAACGAACUUGUGGUUAUUUUCAUAUUCAAGCAUUUAAAGAAGAAAAAUGUGAAGAAUCUUAUUCAGCAAACACGAUGACUAUGGAUGUGGAAAAGUGCAAAAAGGUUUCAUUGAUAUAUUUAGAAAUUUAUUAGUGAAUUAUGAUCGAUCAAAAGAACAGUUGGUUUAUCCAUUAACUCAUUUGCAUGCUCUGACGGCUCUGUAUACAGCAUAUGAAUAUAUCAAAGCUACAUAAACAAUUUCGGAAUCAAUGUCGUUUUAAGUUUCAAUUUGGUAUCUUUUGUCAACGUUCUCCCGCAAGUGCAACAACGACAACGAUUGUGAACACAUGUAAAGUCCAUUUUGAGGAAAGUUUUCAGUCUAACGAUGACUCAGUUAUCAGCCUUGACAGUGGACCAGAAUAUUUCCCUACACCUCAAAAAGGUCACCAACUUGUUUCUAUAAACAACUUGAUCAGAAUCGUUCAUGGACGAGAUGUGAGUCCUAUCAGAGCACAACUCCGUUCCCCAAUUAGAGACGUCUCGCAAAGUACCGAUCGAUACUACAAAAGGAAAUCAUUACAAACUUGUAUUGCUACCUUAGAAUACAUCGCACCGGGUCAGUCUAAUGAACUCUUUGAGAUAGUUUCCAGCGACAAAUUUGAACGAAAUACAGUUGCUCCCGAGAAUGAAGUUGUCCAGAAGCUUGUAACCUUGUACCAAGACUCAAGUUCGAGGACCACUCGUUUGGAAAUGCCAGGAAUAACUACGUGGCGAAUAGAUGAAGCCAGAAAACAUGCAGCACUUUAUGGAGCAGGAACGGCGAAAGAGAUACCUAAAACACAUCGAACACGUUUGAAUCAUUUUAUUGAUUUCAUCUCUCAACCACAUUUUCUACAAGAUGUCGCAUUCUGGACUAGGACUGAAGGAAGCUCUGCAAUUGAUCAAUCAUUAAAAGAAAUCGUCAUUACGCCGGGAAAACACGGUAAAUGAAAACUACUUUAAAGUGAUUUGAUUGAGAUGAAAUUAAAAAGACAUAAUGAGAGAAGGGGAGCGGGAAAAAAAGAGAGAAAACUCAAAAUACUCCAAUACACAAAAAAGCGCAUAAAAAAUUAACAAACAAGCAAUAGACAGAAAGUUAGAUACACAAACAAGAAGGAACUGCAAGAGAAACAAGGAAGAUCAAAGAAAGAAACCAAAAUACAAUAACACAAUAAAUUAGGGGGGCGAUCAAAAGAAAGAAGUAGGAAAACAGAGGUAGAUGCAGAAGAGGUUCAAGACUUGAAACAUCAGCAAAUUCUAUUUCUUUAUCUAAGGUAUGACAGCAUCGUGGGUUAAAGAAACUCAAGAAAGCCUGUGUCAAAUCAGGCAAUACCUGAAGUCAGAUUUCAAGAUACAUAUCAGUCUUGAAAACCAAUGUGCAGAUCAUUGUCGCACAUAUGCUCUAUCGGAUUCUACGUUGGAGUACAAGAAGAAAUGCUUUCACAAGCACAACAUGACAUGUGAUCGCUGUGACAUGUCAAAAGGCACAUUGUCUGCAAUAAGAACUGCUGUAUCAUCAAAGAAUGUAACAAUGAGGUUAGUAUCCUUUUACGUGAACAUUUUUCACUGGCGAAAUAGUUUAAAGCAUGGGGUUGUAAAUUAUUAUUUGCAUAUUUUAUAAUUAUCAUGGUUAGUUGAUUGUUUGAGUACGGAUUUGUCUUUAAAGUGAAGAAACCAAAGAGGAGACAGUGCAUGACUUAGAUGCCGCAGUCCAAAAGAUUCAGUUUUGGAAAGAACACAUAUUGCGAACUGUACACCAGGAUACAGCAAAGAACAUUCUUGAAGAAAUGAAGCCCAAUCAAGUGCUAAUUAUUAUGGACUGGGCAAUGAAUUUUUUGCCUGUAAGUUAUAGAGAAACACAGUCCGAAUGCUUUGGGAAAAAAGGUCGUCCAUGGCAUGUUUGUGCCCCAAUAUUCAAGAAACCAGAUGAAGAUUUUGAGGUAUAAGCAUGUCCUGUUUUUGGGUUUUCAAUUUGCACAGAGCUUAGUUGGCAACAGAGUUUCAUCAGUUUGACACACGAGAAAAUUAGAGUUUAAAUAUUUUUUCUUUGUAAGAAUAGGUCAAAACAUUUUUCCAUUUGUUCGACAAUUGCACGCAAGACUGGUUCUCAGUGGCAUCGAUUAUCGAAGAUAUCUUGUCAAAUUUAAAAGAAAGCUAUCCCGAAAUCUCCGAAGCGUUUCUUAGAUCCGAUAAUGCAGGAUGUUAUCACUGUGCUCCGUUAAUGCUUUCUAUUCUGGGGCUUUCGAAACGAACUGGGAUUGAAAUUAGGCGGUACGACGUCAGUGAUGCACAAUCUGGAAAACAAAUCUGUGACAGACGAAUAGCAUGCGCGAAAAGCCACAUACGCCGUUUUUUAAAUGAAGGGAAUAACAUCAACACUGCAUCUGAUAUGAAGAAAGCUCUUGAUUCCUACGGCGGCGUCAAAGGGUGCCGAGCUUCGGUGGUUAGCAUCGACAGAACCAAGCAGCAAAUCGCAAAGCACAAGUGCACAGGAAUAACACUGUUCAACAACUUUGAAUUUCUGAAAUCGGGAAUUAAACUGUUGAAGGCGUACAAAAUUGGCAAAGGAAAGUUGAUCAAGAAAGCAGAUAUUAAGCAGAUGGCAUGUACUCAAAGAGCAACAGGUUUAAUAUCACAAGAAGCGUUCACUAUCCCGGAAAAUGAUAAGGGUUUGCUCAAGAAAACAACUGUGAAGCAGUGCCAAGAAAAGCGCGAUAAAGAUGAUGUUCCGACCCAGCAUACAUCGAAGGGACUCAAUUGUCCAGACGUUUCUUGUGUCAAAGUAUUUGUUUCUAAUGGCGCACUUGAAAGGCAUCUCGAUGUUGGUAAACACUUGUACCGUUUACAGACGGAAAGCGCGUACGAUGUCGUAAAGGAAAAGUGGGCAUCAAAGUGUACUAUGGUUGAUAUUCAUACUGAAACAAAUAAACAAGGAAACAGGUGA